Adineta ricciae is the source of this 3516-nucleotide messenger RNA. The record is from the annotation of a GenBank genome assembly. Lineage: Eukaryota; Metazoa; Rotifera; Eurotatoria; Adinetida; Adinetidae.
AUGAUCGUCAGCGGAUCUUCAACCAACUAUCGAGAGACACACAAGAAUAGUCAUCAUCAACAAACAGAUUUAGCAAGCAAUGAUGAUCCGAUUGAUAGUUAUCUCUCUCAAGAUCGAAACUCGUCGUCGCAAACCAUUCAAGAAGUCGCAUCCAGCGCGCUAAUUGAUAGUCUAGCAGCCGAAUGGUGGUCGGCGAAUCUCUCUCAAACUGUGAUUAAUGAUUUACUUGAAAAUCUUAUUCCAAUAGUAGUCUUAGGCUGCGAAAAAGUGAUUAACGAAGCGGAUGAACUUCAUUUAAUUGAAACAACCACACCGGAUCGAUCAUUCAAUCCGAUUAAUCGUUUAGCAUCGUUUCUAAUGCGUAAUAAUCCAAAAUAUAUGCACUUCUCGGCAUUAUCACCGUAUCAUUAUACAAUGAAAACAUUGUUAAACACGAAAAAGAUUCAAGUUUUGAAAGUUUAUGGCGAAGAGGAGACACUGUUGCGUACAAUUCUAAAACAAAGACAAAAUGAGCGUCUGGAACAUCAGGAUGUCACGAAUCAAGAAGAAGAACGACGAAAGAAUCUGUUGAAAACAUUCUUUUUCGAUUGGAACGUACCCGAAAGAGGUUGGAUUCAGACUAAUUUGAUCAACAAUAUGCUCGAACAAUCGAAUGAACUUUCGAAAAGUACCGAUUUGAAAAUCAAUUUACCGGUAUUUCAAUCACAUCGAAUGCAUCUUGGAACUUUUACGGAUAAUUUUUUUAACGGCUUGAAAAACCAAUCAGCAAAUAACUUCGAUUCUAUUAUUGAAAUCUAUCGCCGUUGUGCUCAAACCUAUUCGAAUAUUGUCCAAGAGCACGAACUCGACCUUCUUUUGCAACGUGUUUUCAAUCAAUUGGAUGAUAAACAAUGCGGUUAUCUCCUUCGAAAAACCAUAAUGAAAUUAUUGCAAAAAUUCUACAAUGGGCUAACUGAUCAAGACAAGCGAAACGUCAAUCGACCCGAUGAAUGGCCGGUUAUAAAGCAAACAGUUCCGGAAGAAGAGAUUCUCGAAGAAAGUUUACCUGAAUCAGAAAAGGUCGAAGAAGAAAAGCCAGCGGAAGCCAAAGAACCAGAAAAACCAUCGGGUGAAUCGACCACGAACGAACAAGAGAAAUCUGCUGAAACCGCCGAAAAGGAAAAACCUGCUGAAGGAGGCGAGCAGCAUAGUAAAGAGAAACCAGUGGAGGAAACCGAACAUCAAGAAAAAGAGAAAGCAAAAGACGAGACACAAACGAAUAAUCAAGAGAAACAUCCAGAAGAACCAAAAACAUCGGAACAUGAAAAACCUGCUGAAUCACCUAAGCCAGCUGAUCAAGAAAAAGUUGCAGAAAAACCUAAACCAAAUGAGCAAGAGAAGGCAGCUGAAAAACCGAAAACCAUCGAGAACAAAUUGUCAGCUACAACAUUAGCAGAUAAUCAUGAAGUGAAAACUGACGAGAAGAAAAAGGUUGAGGAACCUAAAGAAGAAGAGGACGAUGAAGAAAAGUUUGUUGUUGAAUUAAAACAACCUUCGGCUUAUGAUCCGAACUAUCGAUAUACAAGGGAACAAAAAUCUGUCUAUAAUUUAGAACAUUUUGAUACCAAUGAUCAAAAUAAAUCGGCUCCAUACGAAGACGAACUAAUUGAUAAAAAACAAUUCAGUGCUAUGUUAAUAUCAUUCUCCGGUUUGAAGAAGAACGACAUGGUCGUUUCCGCUUUAAUCGAUUUCUUUCGAACUUCAUACAAAGAAUCAGAAGAAGACAGUACUAGCAAGAAAACUCUUUUGCAACAACGACUUCUUGAAGAACAACGACGUAUACAAACUGAUUCCUUAUUUGAAAAACUGAAUACGACCUGUACCGGUCUUCUCAAACUCGAACCAAUCGUCAACAUUCUCAAACAGUACAAAGAAGGCACUGUUGUUGAUCACAUCGACGAAGUUCUCGAAUUGUACCAUGAUAAACAACAGCUGACCAACGAACAAUUUUUUGAUUUUCUUGUUACCAUUCACCGAACACUUAAUGAAGCAUUAGGUGGCGAAGAAAGAUUCGACGAACUCCUGAAAUACAUCGAAAGCCAACAACCACAAGCCAAUUCAAAUGAUCAAACACGUAUACAUACACGUCAAAAAUGGUUAAAACGUAUACGCAACAUUCCAUUUCAAACAGUUGCCCAUGUUUACAAAGAAAUCAUGGAUAUUAUUCAAAAGGAUUCCGACACUUUUGGCACUCAGCCAAACAAACAUUUAAGCAUUUACAUUGCACUUUUGGAAGACGAUAAAAAUCAUUUACGAUAUGUCGCUACAACCAACGAUCAAAGCGAUUUACUUUUAGGAAAGACUCUACAUCGCGAUCAAGGCAUUUCUUUUCAAGUACUCGAAAAUGGUCGGUGGGCUUAUAUCAAUCAAACGAAAAAUCAUUCUCGAAUUUAUUUCUUCAAACCUGACGCUGCACAUGAUUCGGGCAGCUUCGUACUCAUGCCGUUGAAACGUUUACAACGAAAAUAUUCCAGUGGUGUUCUAGGCAUUGAUACAUUACAAGACAAACGAGAAAAAGCAUUUGUUAAACAUGAAGUUCAAUUUUAUGAAGGGAUUACAUCGAUUCUAUCGGAUACAUUGACCUUACUUGAUCUUCAUAGUAACAUCCUGAAAAUUUUCCAUCGAUUUAUCUACUGGAUUAAAGAACGAAAAUUCGAAAUUUCAUCAAUCGAUUAUUACACAUACGAACCGACUUCAUUAAACAAUCCUCAAGAACGUAUCCUCUAUCAUAUCUUAACCUAUUCCAAUGGACAAAUUAUGAAAUUGGACACACCGAAGGUGAUCAAUAGUCGUGAACAAGUUUUUAAAUAUCAUCUGGAAUAUGCAGCCACGACCUGUCAAUCGACAAUGACAGCAUUCCUCGACGACACUCAUAUGAUCCAAGCAUUGCGUGGAAAGGAUAAUUUCUGUUGUGCUUUGAUUGAUACGAAUAUCGGACAAAAAGAAAAACUACCAAAAGAACAACGAGAAGAUAUAGUUACCAUGUUUCAAUGUAUGAACCGAGCGGUUGACUUGCUAGCCGAAGAAUUAUACGAAGAUAAAUCGCAACGAAUACUAAACUAUGAAAAACAAUCCGAAGAAUUGCGUUUGAAAUAUCUCUUUGAUCGCAUUUGGUAUCGGGAUGUUUGUAAUAAACUGAAAGAGUUUCCAUCGGAGAAAUUGCAAGAUUUCAUUAAUAAUAAAUUGAAAUCCAAUGAACAAAUCAAACCUGUUUUUUCGUCUAUCAGUCAAAUUAUCAAAGAGCGAGAAAUCAAACCAGCUGAUUAUCUCAAAGAUCUUGUUCCACUUAUGUACACAUUCGAUCCAACCAAUGUCGAAACAUUCCAAAAUGAAGCGUGGAAAAGCGUUGACCAAUCUUUGCAAAAUCUUGAUCGGUCCACCUGGCGACCACCGUCUUCUGACGUCAUGAAACUUUUCGCUAAUUGGCUAAAUCUCGCCAAUGUACUUCAUCAGAAUUCCGCCAUUCAAUCAAAUUAA